This is a messenger RNA of Centropristis striata (black sea bass), 2661 nucleotides long. RefSeq names its product trace amine-associated receptor 1-like. The record is from RefSeq and is a predicted model, not a curated record. The transcript has a single exon. Gene Ontology annotation, cellular component: membrane. Gene Ontology annotation, biological process: adenylate cyclase-activating adrenergic receptor signaling pathway. The coding region runs from base 876 to 1964 and encodes 362 amino acids. Gene Ontology annotation, molecular function: G protein-coupled receptor activity. NCBI's taxonomy places the organism in Eukaryota, Metazoa, Chordata, Actinopteri, Perciformes, Serranidae.
CUUUCUCGAUCACCAUCAUGUAUUUGAUCUUAAGACGACAUUAACGGACGAGCCCCUAAUAACCAGCUUGUGGGAUACAACAAAGGUUAGAAAUGCACGCCAAGUUCAGCAAUUAAAGUGAAAUUUAAUAAAUUACAUUUUUGUGUUGUAAGUAUGAUAGAGUAAUCCCUUCAAGUAAUCUAGUUUUAAGACGACUGCAUUCAGAUUAGCACUUUAAACUGUAGCUCUCCUUGAAUAGUUUGUCAUAUUUUGUAUUUCAAAUACCUAAGUUACUUCCUUUACUCCCUAACCAUGUGACACGCUGGCAUCUGCCAAAGAUCUGCAAACACUCACACACAAUACACAGACUCUUGGGCCAUAAUGAUGUUAUAUCAAUCUGAUGAUAAAAGAGCAGCAAUGGAUGUUUGUUUUAAACGGUGAUGUGUCCUGAGUGAAGGGAAGGGCACAGUUUGAAUGACUGAGGUAAAGAGCAAACAUCAGGCAGUUAUUUAGAGGAACAGAGAUAAAUAGGAAGGUUUAUUGCUAGACAGAGACCUUAAAUCACAGCUCAGCUAUAGGGCAUCUAACUGUAUAUACCUGCCUGUUCACUCUCCUAAUGGCCCAUUGACUCCUGGUACAGUACAUGCCAGUUAAUCAUUUACCCCUGAUGGGCUUUGUUUUGACAAUGGAUCAAUACUGGACAUAUGCACACACACAUACGAAUGAAAGAGUCGGUUAGACACGACAGGACACGCAUCUCUUUUUGCUGAAGGUUUAUAUGAACCAGUGAGACAUCAGGUGCGUUCAUAAUAGUAAGUUGGAAUGGACUCUUCAGAUAUUCAGAGCUUCAGGACCCCCGUGGAUUGAUACUGAGUGGCUGAUGUUCUCGCUGCAUCAUGAUUUCCAUUCCCGGGACUAACACCUCAGAUAACCACAGCCUGACUACUGACGGAAGUGAUUCUGCUUUAUUUCACAGCACCACUGUUAAAGUCUCUGUCCUGUUCCUGCUCCUACCCAUCCCCAUCUUUGCCAUCAUGGGAAAUCUUGUCAUCAUGGCUGCAGUGGCUCGUUUCCAAAGCCUCCAGACGCGCACCAAUGCUUUUGUUGUUUCCCUGGCUGUGGCGGACCUCCUGGUUGCCGUGCUGGUGAUGCCUUUCAGUCUGGUGCGUUCCAUCGACAGCUGGCACUUCGGCCGCUGCUUCUGCCGAGCACACUUCCUGCUGGACGUCACCUUCUGUACCUGCUCCAUCUUCAAUCUCAGCUGCGUGGCGUUGGACCGAUACAUAGCAGUGUGCGAUCCACUGCAUUACCCUGCCCGAAUGUCUCCCAGACGUGUGGCCGGGCUGCUGCUGCUCUGCUGGGUUCUGCCUCUGGUCUUCUCCUCCUUUUGUGUCUCACUUGGCAUGUACACGCAGUCGCCUCCUGCUGUAGUAAGCAGCAGCACACAGGAUGCUCAGACCUGUCUGGCCAUGUUUCAUGUCCCCUAUGCCUUUGCUUCCUCAGCUAUCUCCUUCUUCAUUCCCAUGGGUUUCAUGCUGUUUGCCUACUGGAAAAUCUUUAAGGCUGCACAGAGACAAGCGAGGUGGAUCCAUGCAAGCGAUCACCAAACUGGCCCCACCAGACGAGUCCAGGCUUAUACAGAAACAUAUUCUCUGAAGAAGGAGAGGAAGGCUGCUAAAACUCUGGGUCUGAUUAUCGGGGUCUUCCUGAUCUGUUGGCUUCCUUUCUUCUGUGUGAAUGUGGUCCAUCCUCUGAAGGGCUUCAGCGUCAGCCCCCUGGUGCUGGAGGCCUCCAUGUGGCUCGGAUACGCCAACUCUUCUCUCAACCCUUUCCUCUAUGCCUUAUUCAACAAGAACUACCGCCAUGUGUUUGUAGCCAUGUUAGACUGUGGGAUUUUUGGCAGGCAGUUAAGAGCACGUUUGGAUUCCUCAGUCUUUGGUAGGCAAGCACACACCGUCGUUAGCUUGGAGACAAUUUCAAGGUGAUCAUUGCGUAUUAGCUUGAUAAAGUUUGCCAAUUUCUUGUUGGGGAAGAGUUUAAUCUUAUGUUUUGCCAUAACCAAUCUGUCCCACUAAGGAGCAGUGGUGCAGCAGAUACAGAUAUCUCUAGACUUUUAGUCUCGAUUGUGGGUUAAACUAAAAAAAAAAAACUAUAUUUCCUACAAUGCAAUUUGAAAGUAGCUUUCAGAAGAUGUUUCCAUCCUGGUAAAUUCACGUCUUUGAAACUCAACACCACGUUUGUCAUGUGGGUUUUAUGUUAUAAGUGUGUAUUUAAAAGAGCACAGAUAAUCCUUGUGACAUUGCCAGGGUACUUUUUUCAGUCUUUGGAAAGCUCCCGCCAGAAUCACAGAUGAUUUUAAACAGCUGUUUCACAGGCUGAGUAGUGCUAUUAUAGGAUAUAGUGCUAUUCGAUCAAUCAAGCUGCCUAGUGAUACAGGAAGAUGGUCUUAUUCUUCAAUUUGAAGUGUGGAAAAUGUUGUCCCUCAGACGCUUAGCGAGAGGAAUUUAUUUCAGGUAUGGCACAUAGAAAGUCAAUGGAAAAAUUCAAAGACUGGAAACCUGCCGACAAGCUUGAAUUGAUGCAAAGAAGCAUAGAAGCUCACUCUUUAAACAUGAACAAUAACCCCUUCUUUUUCUCUUUAGCUUGUAAGUAGGGAUCACAUUAAUAUGAGAAACAACAUGG